Blumeria graminis f. sp. triticale is the source of this 492-nucleotide messenger RNA. Lineage: Eukaryota; Fungi; Ascomycota; Leotiomycetes; Helotiales; Erysiphaceae. The record is from the annotation of a GenBank genome assembly.
AUGCCUCCCAGCGCCCCGGAAACAUUCAAGGCCGAAGAGGCCGAUAACCUUGAAGAUAUCGAGAAGCAGUUUGCUGUUAAAGCUGUACAGCAAAUGGCAACCUACUGGGGUAUACUAGAAAAAGUACCGGGCUCUAGUCUAAGGCUCACAAAAAUUGAUGAUGAAAUCUACGACCAUCUGAUGCGAGAUUUUCCCGAAUUCGACCCCGCAGUUACUAUUAACGAAGAUGAAAUGAAAAGUAAAGCAGGCAAAGAACGAUGGCGAAAAUUUAUGAUGGCAUACAACAAUAGAGUAGACGAUUACAGCUUCGGUACAAUUGUAAGAUCAAACCCGAAGUGGGAGUAUGGGAAUGAAGAGACUAUAUUUGUACCCCGUAUGCAGUUCUAUGCAAUUGAAAUCGCAAGAAAUAGGCAUGGUUUGAAUGACUGGAUACAUGAAAAAUAUCAAAAAGAGCAGGAAAAUUUAAGACUUGAGGCAGUAGCCAAAGAAUAG